Messenger RNA from Danaus chrysippus (African queen), 2535 nucleotides. Lineage: Eukaryota; Metazoa; Arthropoda; Insecta; Lepidoptera; Nymphalidae. The record is from the annotation of a GenBank genome assembly.
AUGUUAAUAUCAGACGGUAUAAAUCAUGGUAAAUUACAAUCAAUUAUAGUUGGAGAGUUAAAGAAAGCAGGAUUAAAGCAUCGUUUCAAGAAAAUAAUAUUAAAAAAUGUCAAAGAUCAUAAAACAGUGUUUGGUGCUCCUCUGGUAAAAGUUCCAUCAUGCAGUGUAAUUUGUUGCGGUAGUACUUUAAGCAUACCUAAUGUAGUAAGUGAAAUGUCUUCAGUUCUUAGAGCUAAUGCUCACGUUGAAGGACUGUUCCGUAAGGCUGGAUCUCAAACUCGUCAAAAGGAUAUAAAGAGACUUCUCGAUGCUGGGGGUUGCGUGUCAGAAGGUCAUCAUCCCAUUGAUGUUGCAAGUGUUUUGAAACUUUAUCUUAGAUGUCUACCGGAACCCUUAAUUAGUGCUGAAGUUCAGGACUUACUGCUAAGAUGUAGACUCACGGCUGGUGAUGAUGGAUUAAAGCCAAUAUUAAAUACAUUACUGUUGCUUCCAGUGUUGCAUGUUCAUCUCUUGCACUACAUUAUGGAGUUGCUGAAUUUUAUAGCUUUGCGACAUAAAGACAAUCUUAUGGAUGCCUCAAAUUUGGCAAUAGUACUGGCUCCUAGUAUAAUGCCAUUACCAGCUACCUCUUCAACACAACGCCUGGAACAUCAUGUUGCUUUAGUCAAGAUAUUUAUUGAAAAUGCACAGUAUAUUGGACUAUUAUCAGAUGAUAUUAUGACCAAACUGGAUGAUGACUCGGAUGUUGGUCAGUCAAGGCGAAAAAAGAGAAGAAGUGGAUCUCUUAAUAGAAUGCUUAGCGGUUUGCGUAAGAUGGUAUCGGGGAAUGUAACUACACCUGCACCAGUAAGGGAAAACUCUAAAACACCUGUACUCAGUAAAUCAGCUGCAAAAAGAAAGUUUGAUUCUUAUGAGGGUCUGUCUGUUAAAAGAAAGAAAGAUAUAACAAACAAGCUACCCCAGAAAGAAUUAUCAUUUACGCCAAUCAAAAUGGGUGUGACUGAGAGGAAAAGACUGCGACUCAGCAUGAUGGAUGCAAGAAGCACUCCUGUUAUUAAUGCAGAAUUUAAAUCACGUAAGAAUUCCGAAACAAGCAUAAGCAGUGAAGAUAUGUUGACGUCCUCAGAGAAUUUAUUCAGUGCUCAUGAUACCAUAGAUCUAUCACCUGAUAUGAAAAUAAUAGAUAAAGAUUAUGUGAGAAUAUCUAAACAAGAAUACGAAGAAAUCAAGAGCAGAGUGUCUGCAAUUGAAAAUAGAUUGUCAAGAGAAUUUACAGAUGUCAUACCUAGAGUGCAACCUUUACAACAAGUUCAAAAUGUUUAUGAACAAACUUUAGAAGAGGUGGCGAUGCUGAAUUGUCCAAACUCGGAACACUUGGCUCGUCGUCUCAGUAAAGAACUGAAGAUUAGACCAAAGGAGGAGGCCAAAAUUAUACGGUCGCCUAGCGCUAGAAAAAUCGGUUCAAUACGACGCCGAUCCAAAGAAAACUUAACUAAAAUUGUUAGGCACAAAUCUUGGAAUGCCUCCUCGCAUUCACAAGCUAGUCAGUUCGGAGACAGGUUUUAUCCUUACGUUGGUAUUGCAUGCAGGGAACGAUCGAAUGCAGUAAAAACAAAUCAAAUACUUCCAAAGACUAAUAGUUCAUCCGAAUGGAAUGUUUCAAUGAAUGAAAAUUCCAUUAACGUUACUGAUGCUAGUCAAAAAUAUCAUCAACGCAAACGUAUCAGUCUCAUUCCCGAUUUUGGUUUGAAUAAAACUAUUUCAAAGACCCAAGCGCGCCGGUCUCUUAACAUAACUAUGAAUUCUACCUAUGAUGGAACAUGUUCGGAUAAUUCCACCAAUAAUUCUUUGAACUCCAAUGAAAAGUCAGGAAAUUCUUCACAGUUCCAGUGUUACCAAAACAUCAAUGUUAAAAGAACGAAACCGGAUUGCAAAGAAAAUUUAACAAACUCGCACCAAAAGUGGAGAAAUGCAGCGGCAUUUUUUAUGAACAAAACCGGAGAAUUAGAUUCCAGCGGUCCGAGCGGUCGUCCUUCGGUGAAUAAACUACGCCGUCAGAACGCAGGAGCUGUUAUGGCUAAAGCUAAACUUUUUGAAUCAUCUAGUUCCGAUAAAUCAUCCGAUUUGGCAGACAAGGCAGUACAUACAGGCUUUGCAAGAAAGCCAAGAGUGAACCAACAGACUAAGACACAAAAACCUUGGGCGCAAACUAAAUCAAGACUUCAGGCUUAUGACCAAGCAGGAUCAUAUAAUUGUAACUCAAACAUCAAAACCUACCGUUCGCCGCUUACUCAAAAAGAAGACAUGGUUAAUUUGCGCACAAAUAGAAAAACUACACCAACUAAGAAAGUGGUAUCUCCACAAUCCAAUAUGUUAAUAAAGACGCCUCAACCUCCUGCCUUGAAAAAGCCUUUGUGUACUCCUAGAAGCUUGAAAACGCCAGUUUCUCAUGAUACGAGGAAAGUUAACACACCUAUGAGAGCAGUUCAUAUUUCACCAAGGAGAUCUCCUCGCCAGAAGUUACAUCGUCAAUGA